Molossus molossus (Pallas's mastiff bat) is the source of this 3535-nucleotide messenger RNA. It is a transcript of the gene ENPEP, whose product is annotated as glutamyl aminopeptidase. The transcript is spliced from 20 exons. Bases 98 to 2935 code for a protein of 945 amino acids. Lineage: Eukaryota; Metazoa; Chordata; Mammalia; Chiroptera; Molossidae. Gene Ontology annotation, biological process: peptide catabolic process; proteolysis. Gene Ontology annotation, cellular component: cytoplasm. The record is from RefSeq and is a predicted model, not a curated record. Gene Ontology annotation, molecular function: metalloaminopeptidase activity; zinc ion binding; peptide binding.
CCAGGGCAUUCCUUCCCAUUUAAAAGGGAAAUCUGCUGACGUUAGUUGGUUAAAUUGAACAUCCUUGCAUGUGCAACAUUUGACUUUGGAAACAAAAAUGAACUUCGCGGAGGGAGAUGACUCCAAGAGACACUGCAUUAAAGGGAAACAUGUGGCCAUUAUCUGUGGCGUGGUGGUGGCUGUCGGGUUGAUAGUAGGACUUGCUGUUGGCUUGACCAGAUCGUGUGACCUCCCUGAAGGUGGCCCUUCCCAACCUCCUCCCACCACGAACCCUCCCCAGGACCAGGGGGUCUGCCCUGCCAGUGAUGAUGAAAGUGGAGGCUGGAAGAAUUUCCGGCUGCCGGACUUCAUCAGCCCGGAGCACUACGAUCUGGAGGUGAAGCCGGUGAUGGAGGAGGACACGUACAGCGGCAGGGUGACCAUCUCCAUCAACGUGAGCGCGCCCACGCGGCACCUGUGGCUGCACCUCCGGGAGACCAGGAUCAGCCGGCUCCCGGUGCUGAAGCGGACCUCAGGGGAGCAGGUGCGAGUCCAGCGGUGCUUCGAGUACAAAAAGCAGGAGUACGUGGUGGUGGAGGCCGCGGAAGAGCUCGCACCCACCCGCGAUGUCGGGCUCUACCUCCUGACCAUGGAGUUCGCCGGCUGGCUGAAUGGCUCGCUCGUGGGGUUUUACAGGACGACGUACAUGGAGAAAGGACAAGUCAAGAGCAUAGCAGCUACUGAUCAUGAACCAACAGAUGCCAGGAAAUCCUUCCCUUGUUUUGAUGAGCCCAACAGAAAGGCAACUUUUACAAUAUCUAUCGUCCACCCCAAGGACUAUCAGGCACUUUCAAAUAUGCCAGUGCUGAAAGAAGAGUCGGUGGAUGAUAAGUGGAAUCGAACAACGUUCAAGAAGUCUGUCCCCAUGAGCACAUACCUGGUGUGCUUUGCUGUGCAUCAGUUUCACCCCGUGCAGAGAGUCUCAAAAAGGGGCAUACCUCUCACUGUAUAUGUCCAGCCAGAGCAAAAGCACACAGCUGAAUAUGCUGCAAACAUAACCAAAAUUGUGUUUGAUUAUUAUGAAGAAUACUUUGCUAUGGAUUAUGCUCUUCCUAAAUUAGAUAAGAUCGCUAUUCCAGACUUCGGCACUGGGGCCAUGGAGAACUGGGGGCUCAUCACGUACAGGGAAAAUAACCUGCUUUAUGACCCCGAGGAGUCAGCCUCAUCAAACAAGCAGAGGGUGGCCACUGUGGUUGCCCAUGAACUUGUGCAUCAGUGGUUUGGAAAUGCUGUGACCAUGGAAUGGUGGGAAGAUCUGUGGCUAAAUGAAGGCUUCGCUUCCUUCUUUGAGUUCCUGGGAGUAAACCGUGCAGAACAAGGAUGGCAAAUGCGGGACCAGAUGUUACUUGAAGAUGUACUACCUGUCCAAGGAGAUGAUUCUUUGAUAUCUUCACACCCAAUUGUUGUCACCGUCUCAAAUCCUGAUGAAAUAACAUCUGCUUUUGAUGGAAUAUCCUACAGCAAGGGAGCUUCCAUUUUGAGAAUGAUUGAAGACUGGAUGACACCAGAGAAAUUUCAAAAAGGAUGCCAGAUUUAUUUGAAAAGAUUCCAAUUUAGGAAUGCAAAAACUUCAGAUUUUUGGGAAGCACUUAAAGAGGCAAGUAAUCUACCCGUGUCAGAAGUAAUGGACACCUGGACCAAGCAGAUGGGUUAUCCUGUGCUUGACGUGAGAGAGAAUAGGAACAUCAAGCAGAAACGCUUUCUGUUGGACUCAAGAGCUGACCCUUCUCUGCCACAUUCAGAUCUUGGUUACACAUGGAAUAUUCCAGUUAAAUGGACUGAAGAGAAUGUGUCAAGUAUUACAUUCUACAAUAGAUCAGAAACAGGAGGAAUCACUUUGAACCCUUCUAAUCCCAGUGGGAAUGCUUUUCUUAAAAUAAACCCAGAUCAUAUUGGGUUUUAUCGUGUAAAUUAUGAAGUGCCAACUUGGGACCUGAUAGUUGCCACUCUUUCCUCCAACCACAAGGACUUUUCUUCUGCUGACCGUGCAAGUCUUAUCGAUGAUGCUUUUGCCUUGGCAAGAGCUCAACUUCUAGAUUAUAAGGUGGCUCUGAACUUGACCAAGUAUCUCAAAGCGGAAAAGGACUUUUUACCAUGGCAGCGAGCCAUUUCGGCUGUAACCUAUAUCAUUAGCAUGUUUGAAGAUGAUAAAGAGCUAUACCCUGUGAUUGAGGAGUAUUUCCGAGACCAAGUGAAGCCGGUUGCAGACGAUCUGGCGUGGGAAGAUACUGGAGACCACAUCACAAAGUUGCUCCGCGCCUCUGUGUUAGGGUUCGCGUGCAAGAUGGGCGACAGAGAGGCCCUGGGCAACGCCUCACAGUUGUUUCAGCAGUGGCUCACGGGGGCUGUCAGGAUUCCUGUAAAUCUCAGGCUGCUGGUAUACCGAUAUGGAAUGCAGCACUCUGGCAACGAGGCCUCAUGGAACUACACUCUUGAUAAAUAUCAGACCACUCCAUUGGCUCAAGAGAAAGAAAAGCUGCUGUAUGCAUUAGCAUCCGUGAAGAAUGUUGCUCUUUUGUCAAGGUAUUUGGAUUUGCUCAAGGACUCAAACUUUAUUAAAAGUCAGGAUGUGUUUACAGUCAUCCGAUAUAUCUCAUAUAACAGCUAUGGGAAGAACAUGGCCUGGAACUGGAUACAGCUCAACUGGGAAUAUCUAGUCAACAGAUUCACACUCAAUGACAGAUACCUUGGUAGGAUUGUCACUAUAGCAGAGCCGUUCAACACUGAACUCCAGCUCUGGCAGAUGGAGAGUUUUUUCAAAAAAUAUCCAGAAGCUGGAGCAGGAGAAAAACCUAGGCAGCAAGUGCUGGAAACAGUGAAAAACAAUAUUGAAUGGCUAAAUCAAAAUAGAAAGAGUAUAAGAGAAUGGUUUUUGGAAUUACCUAGGAACGGUUAAUGUGUUAAAAUAUCAUUUUAAUUUUGUGAAUCUGUUGUUUCUACUAUUAAGCAUUUGCUGACCUAAUUUACAAGCACUGUGGAGGGACCCUUAUACACAGAUACUGCUAUUGCUAAGUAUUAUGUUUUAUGUUUUACGAAGCUUUAAAUUGUACAUCUUUGUUUAUGAAGGAAGAUACUAAUAGAGUAGUUAAUGUACUCAGGGAUUUCUUCUAAGUGUACUUCAUAGGAGAUUCUUUACAAACUGAAGAGAAUUUAAUAGCCAUUUUUAAUGUCUUUAAAUAUCAUCCUUUGUAUCUUAAAUCUGUGAAAAUAGAACAAUUUGGUUUUAGCUUUACAUUUUUAGUACCAAAGAAACACCACUAAUCUUUUCUCUUGAUUGAUUUUUAAAGUUUGAAUACCAGCACUUGAGGGACCAAUAUUACCAUCUUAAUCUUUGUUUUAUGAUUCAGAAUUAUACAGAUCUAAUAUCAUUUUAUUCACAUAUGUCUUAUUCCUUUAAAUCCUACCAAAGUAACUGGGCUUAAAUUGUACUCAAGUAUUGCAUGACUUAGUCAAAGAAAUGGCUGACUGUUGCCUUUGCUCUUAUAAAUCAAGAGAA